CCAGUGAUCUGGGCACUGGCAUAUGGCAGUCUGCACCUCUUGCCAUUAAAGCAAAUGGUGCUUCCAAUGGCUUUCUUUCAAUAAUAUCUUUGCUGUCAUCAUAUUUGGUCUUUAGUCAAACCCAAAUGUGGGCAGAACCAGAGGCAGAGAGGUCAAGGGAGUUUUUAAUGACUAAAAAUAAAGAUUUACUCUGCUGGCAUGAAGAUGUCAGAGCACGGAAAUAGUCGAGAGGGUAACAGAAGAAUCAAGUAAUGCACAAUGAACAAAGGAGAGUAAAUUACGAGGAAAGGGUGAUGAAUGACACUGGAUCAAGGUAAGCUUGAUCAGUGUGAAUGCAGAAGAGCUGUGGUAGAAUGAAAGCAAGGAGACUGAGGGAGGGAGACAAAUAAACACAGAUAAUAGACAGGGAACUGAACUGAGACACAAAAUGAUAUAUUAAAGAGCUUAACAAAAUGGACAGCAGGAAGAACACAAGAAAGAAGUAACUAAACACAACGGAGUAAACACUUGGCCAUAACCCAAUACAAAACUAAUAACAGAAAAAUGAACUGAAUGGCGAUAAAAAGCCCCAGAAAUGAUCAGAAAACAAGCACAUGAAAACCAAUACACAAACACCAGUGAAUCAUGACAAUUCUUGCCAUAGUUCUAUUAAAUACAGAUUUAAAAAAAUAAUAAUAAAUCGCACUAUCUUCUUUAUGUUACCCUACUUCAUAAUGGUUUGUGGCAUAAAAUCCCAAUCCAGAACCUGACAAUUUGUGACAUGUGGCCAAAUAUGAAAAAGCUCAUAUAGUAUGACUAUUUUAGCAAGCACUCAUAAAUCUCCCAAAUACUAAUUUCUUUUUUUCUGUCAGUGUAACCUCUUUCUUUUGAAGAAAAUUGAAAAUUACAAACGUUAUAAAUGGUUUCCCUGCUUCUUUAACUGCAUAUUGCACCACUCACCCACACGUUCUGCCUCUUUCUGAGAAAGAAAGGCACACCUACAUGAUCAGACAGAAUCCACACACACGGUGUCGUGCUCCUGCACAAGUGGCUUCUGUGCUGUUGUGCAUUGUAACUGCAACCUUGUAUGAAGAAUACCAUGUGACGCUGCUGCGACACCAAAGGUGUAAAACUCAAGAAACUUCAUUGUUGAGAAUGUUGUUAAAGCAUUAAACACCUCAUAAGUUUAUCAUGUUGGUGGUGGCUGAGUCAGAAAGACAGCGUUUCCCACACAAAUGCUCAUCAGCAUUCCCAUUUCACCAACUUAAACUUGCAGAACUAACAGAGGGGCUUGCUGUAUGUUUUAGCCACAAGUAAAUGUUUUAGUUUAUUCAUUAUACCAGUCAUCCCACCAGGCAUAUGAGCCACCGAGGCAGUUGCUAGGAGCUUUUCUUUGUCAAAUGUACACAACCCAAUCUGUUCUCCACAUUGCUGCAUUGGUAUUUUUUGCUUGGAAGCCACUCCAUGAGGAACGCUUAAAUAAUCUGAGGACACAAUGGUUACAAGAAUGUUAUCUUUGCUCUAUUUAUAAGUUUAAAGGUUUUUACUAACCCUUUUCUACAGCUGUCGAUGUAGCCGUCAGUGUAUGUUACUUCAAAACAUAAACAAAUUUCAGUAAAAAUUGUGGCGUGCUUUUAUAAUCAGCCCUAUUUACUCUGGUGCUCCUAAAUAAAAUCCUGCUCAACCAAUUGCCCCCAGAUGUCAACAAGUAAGUAAAGCCAAUUUAGAUUCUAGAAAAAAUAUCUUAAUCUUCACUGCUCUAAAUAUGCUCAAGUCCAGGGACAGUCCAAUACUUCAUUUAAAAAUAAAAGUCUACACCAAAAAAAAAAAAAAAAAAAAAACAUUUUCCACAAGUCAUCAGGAAGAUACAGCAAACGGGAAGAAGAAGUUGGUCCAGUCAGAUAAGACCAAAUUUGAACGUUUUGUCCCAUGUCAUUGGGGGCAGAAAACAAAGAAGGGAUAAAAAAAAAUGAUUGGAGCUAAAUUAAGGGGACAAUUGGAUCAUAUUACAUCAUCACAUUAUUAAAAGGCUUUAGAUUGGAGAAGAAGUUCACCAAGGAUCAUGAAUACUUUUUAAACAUUGCAUGGGUUUCAAGACGAAUGCUCAACAGAACUCAUGUAUCAUUGAUGUUAAGCAAUAGCAAAGUAAAGAGAUGCUCCUUCUAGUAGUGGUGGGAAGAUUAACCGGCCUGCAUUGAGCCACUGACAAGCGCAUGCGUAAUAGGAAUACAUUGGUAAGACAGCUUUAAAUUUCUUUGAAUAAUAAUGAAAAAUCUAAUUACACUGGAUUUUAUCUCAUUGUAUCGGUUAAAUUCGAUAGUAAUGCAAAACAAAAAAAUACAAUAAGAUAAAACAACUUAUUGACCAAACAGCGCUUCUUGUAAACCGCAAAGCAGUGUCGCCAACCAGCUGCCACAAGAUGAAGAAAAUGUGCGGGCAGGCGCGCAUACGUGAUCACAACUAGCAAACAUGGCGGAGCCACGGGAACCGAUGCAUUCACCUCCACACUGUAAAUGUAAGGUUUGGCAACGACAUUAAUUUUAUACGAGAAACGGACAUCUUGGUGAGGCAAAUGCGAUUUUAAAAGUGUGCCACGCUGCUGUCAAAUACACUGGAACCAGGAAUAAUUUUAUAACUCAUUUUAAACUACACAUGGAAUCGUGGAGAUGCCAAUCAGUUCACCGUCUUCAGAGGCAGAUUCACAUCGUUCUUCUUCCUUCAGUUCCACACAUGAAGUACAGGUACCAGGAUGAGGAGACGCCCCCCUUGGAGCACAGCCCAGCACAUCUGGCUCCAGGGAAAAGUGCAGAAAUGCUUCAUAUGAGUGACAAGAACCUCGCUGCCAUGGAGGCCAUACAUGGCUACACGCCACACACGCAUAUCUCUCCUGUCAAGCCUGUGUUGAUGUCCACGGGACACACUCCAAUGUACACCUCCGCAGUUUCCACACUGGGAAACACUCCUCCAGUGGUGGUGAACACUGACACACUUGAUGGUUCGCCAUAUGUAAAUGGGACAGAAGGAGAAAUUGAGUAUGAGGAAAUCACAUUGGAAAGAGGCAAUUCGGGCCUGGGCUUCAGCAUAGCAGGGGGCACAGACAACCCUCACGUCGGGGACGACCCCAGUAUCUUCAUCACCAAAAUUAUACCGGGAGGAGCCGCAGCUCAGGACGGACGGCUCAGCGUGAACGAUUGCAUCCUCUUUGUGAAUGAUGUUGAUGUGAGGGAGGUGACACACAGCCAAGCUGUAGAGGCCCUGAAGGAGGCAGGUGCUAUUGUCCGCCUCUAUGUUCUCCGCAGAAAACCAGCAGCAGAAAAAGUCACCGAAAUCAAACUAAUCAAAGGGCCUAAAGGAUUAGGUUUCAGCAUCGCCGGAGGCGUGGGAAACCAGCACAUACCGGGAGAUAACAGCAUCUACGUCACCAAGAUCAUCGAAGGCGGGGCGGCUCAUAAAGACGGCCGCCUGCAGAUCGGGGACAAAAUCUUAGCGGUGAACAACGUGUGUCUGGAGGAUGUGAUGCAUGAGGACGCGGUGGGAGCUUUGAAGAACACAGCUGAGGUGGUGUACCUCAGGGUGGCCAAGCCAAACAACCUCUUUCUGACAAACUCCUACAACCCGCCAGACCUCACCAGCACAUAUUCCCAUAUGGAUACUGAACUUAGCCACCCCAACUAUCUUGGAUCAGAUUACCCACAAGCCCUCACCCCCACCUCGCCGAGUCGCUUUUCUCCUGUGCUGCACGGCCUGAUGGGAGAUGACGACAUACCCAGAGAGCCUCGCAGAGUCUUGAUUCACCGAGGCUCCACGGGUCUGGGCUUCAACAUUGUAGGGGGAGAGGAUGGAGAGGGCAUAUUUAUCUCCUUCAUCCUGGCAGGAGGGCCAGCCGACCUCAGCGGGGAGCUUCACAAGGGCGACCAGAUCCUUAGUGUGAACGGCGUGGAUUUGCGCAUGGCCACGCAUGAGCAGGCUGCCGCGGCUCUGAAGAACGCUGGCCAGACCGUAACCAUCAUCGCUCAGUACAGGCCCGAAGAGUACAGCCGUUUUGAAGCUAAAAUCCAUGACUUGCGGGAACAGCUGAUGAACAGCAGCAUGGGCUCUGGGACUACAACACUAAGAAGCAACCCAAAGAGAGGCUUCUACAUCAGGGCUCUUUUUGACUACGACAAGACGGCGGACUGUGGUUUCCUCAGUCAAGCCCUGGGCUUCAAGUUUGGGGACGUUCUGCAUGUGUUGGACUGCGGCGAUGAAGAAUGGUGGCAGGCCCGGAAGGUCAGCCCGCAGAAUGAGGCUGAGGAGGUUGGCUUCAUCCCCAGCAAACACAGGGUGGAAAGAAAAGAGUGGUCUCGUGUUAACACCAAAGAGAGGGACCACGGUCGAGACAGUGUGGGCACUCAAGGGAGAGAUAAAACCCCACACAGUUAUGAGACAGUUACUCAAGUGGAAGUACAUUACGCAAGGCCGAUCAUCAUUCUGGGUCCGGUGAAGGACAGGAUAAAUGACGACCUGUUGUCCGAGUUCCCUGAUAAGUUCGGAUCCUGUGUCCCUCACACAACGCGGCCUAAGAGGGAUUAUGAGGUGGACGGGCGAGACUAUCAUUUUGUGUCCUCCAGGGAACAGAUGGAAAAGGACAUCCAGAGCCACCGGUUCAUUGAAGCCGGGCAGUACAACAGUCAUCUGUACGGCACCAGCGUGCAGAGCGUCCGCGAGGUGGCCGAGCAACAGGGAAAACACUGCAUCCUGGAUGUUUCAGCUAACGCUGUGCGUAGACUACAAGCUGCUCAACUUCAUCCCAUCGCCAUCUUUGUCCGGCCCAAGUCACUGGAGAAUGUUUUAGAAAUCAACACUCGACUGACAGAGGAGCAGGCCAGGAAAGCAAUGGACCGAGCCCUCAAACUAGAACAGGACUUCAUCGAGUGCUUCUCAGCCGUCGUGGAAGGGGAGAGCUUUGAAGAGGUUUAUCACAAAGUAAAGACAGUGAUCGAGGAGCAAUCAGGGCCUUACAUCUGGAUCCCCACUCGGGAGAGGCUGUGAUGCUGCAACCGACCCGACUUGCCCUCGCCUCCCGACCCUCACAGCCACAGACCGCCGCCGCCAUUCACCCUUCACAGCCGAGCCAGCCUCGCCUGCCUUCCCGUCCGUCCUCCAGCGAAGUCCGUGCUUAGGCGAUCGCCGCUUAGCGACACAGAGAGACUAAUGCCUGCAAAGAGCGGGAAAGCACGGGAAACGACACCGCGAGGCAAGUAAGGAUACCAAAAAGGAGACUUUUUUUAAGAAAAAAAAAAACAACAACAACAAGGUGAACAAGCUGAUGUGUAGUUCAACUGAAAGAGAUCGGGAGAAAAGAUUUUAGUCUAAUUUUACUUUACCAUUUAGGAUCAGUUGGUAUUUAGUAUUAAAAUGAACGCUGGAUUUAAACAAUGGAUUUAAAUUGGCCAAAAUUAACUUACAUUCAACAAAGAUCCGGUUUAAUGUUUCGGCCAUUGAAAAUCCACACACAGACGGCCGCGUUAGGCAGACUUUAACUGCAUUUUGCACCAUCCUGUAUGCGAGCUGCGGUCCAUGUUCUGUGGAUCCCAAAAGCGUGUAGAUGUGUCUGAGUAGACUUUGGAAUAAAGCAGAGGGUAGACCUCACUUCUAUGUGACAGUGAUCCCUGGGACGGAGAUGCUAACAAAAGAGCCUUUUAGCAUCUCUUUUUUUUUUUAAACAACCUCCUAGUAUCUUUGGAGAGUACUUCAGAUUCUAGCGAGGCUCGCUCCCUUGACUAGGAGUCUUUUCUCAGCACUUUUUGUCAGUCUCUUCUUGGUUCUUGGUGCACACUUGAAACAACAUCUCUGUAACCAAGACAAACAUUUCUUCUGUUGCCCAUUUUAAAUAUUAUGAGGCAGAUUUUAGCGGCGUUGCAGUUAAUUUUGAUUAAAAGCUCUUUAAGCUGAAGCAUGCAUCUUCACCGAUGGAGUUAUGGGAGAAAAACAGAAGAAAGAAAAAAUAGGAAAAACAAAGAACGGCUAAAAGGUACAGUAUCUUGCAAAAAUAUUUGAACUUUCUCACGUUUUGUCAUGUUCAAACCGCGACCUUGUAUGAUUUGCAAUAGGUGACCAGAAUAUUGUUCGUAAUUGUUAAGUGAACGGAUAAGGAUUUUUUUACAAAUCUAAAUUUGAAAAACCUCCUUGUACAUUUGCAUUCAACCCCCACGAGUCAAUUCUUGGUAGAAACUCUUUAAAAAUACAAAAGCUAAAAUGACUUUAUCUAGUCUGGAAGAGUCCAAGGCGCUUUACGCAUCUAUUCACACACUGAUGAGGGCAAGCGACUACAUUUUACUCUGUUUUGCUCAUUCAAACUGGACGGACACUGUGUGUCACGAUCAUCUUUGAAGCGUUGCCAGAGAUUUCUUAUUGGGUUUAGUUCUCGCCUUUGACUGGGACAUUCAGGUGCAUUAUUAUCAUUCUUUGAUCGCAACCGUUCCAUUGCAGCUCCGGCUAUAUGUUUAAAGUCUUUUCUCGGAGAUGAAUCUCUCCCCCCAGUGGAUUGUUCCCAGGAUAAUCCUGCGCUUAUCUCCAUUUAUCCAUCAGAUUUGACCAGCUUUUGUGUCCUUGCUGAAGAAAAACAAUAUGAUGCUGCCACCACUCUGUGACUAUGUGUGGACGGUCUUCUCAGGCUGAUGUGUAGUUAAAGAAAGUUACUUCAGCUUUUCAAUCUAAGAAGUGUUAUCACUUCUUAAUAGAGGUCUAAAUUUAAAUGUGCACCGCUAUUUUCAGAUUUUUAUUCAUUAAAUAUUUUUUUAAUAAUGUACCCCUUUCUUCCCACUUCACAAAUGUGCACCACUUUCCGCUGGUCUGGCUCGUAAUACUCCAACAUUUGAAGUUUUGAGGUCGUUGCAUGACAAAACGUGGUAAAGCUCGAGAUAAAUGGAUCCUUUUGCAAGGCACUGUAUGUUCUUCUUCUCUGCCUCUUUAUUGCAAGGGAGGGUUUUAGCAUGUCUCGUAAAAGAAGAGGAGUAAAGAGACAAGAGGCUGGCCUUGAGUGGAAACUGAUAAUCCGACACGGUUUGGCUUCUUAUGCACACACGCCCCGCACGCAGAACACACGUACAACCUCGCAUCCCAUCCAGCGACCCUCACACACACACACACACACGCCCACACACCCGCACACGCACACACGUGGAGUUGGACCCUCAGCUGUGAACCUGGCACACCCGUCUGCAGCUGUUCUGACCUGCUAGUCAGAAUCCAGGAUGAAUGUUAUCUCUCCAGGCACAAACAGCAGAGCUCUCGGCUUCACCUUGCUGGUCACUCUUCCAGGAGAUCCCCUUUCAACGCGCAGACACGCACACUGUUUCCAGUGGCCGCGGUAUAAGCCAUUGCGUGUGUGUCUGCAUCCGUAAGCAUCUCUGCACAGCUGUGCAUGUGUGGAAACUCCUCUCUGUGUGUGUAUGAGGAGGAAUAGGUCUUCUUUUAUUCUCUCUCUUCCACUUUUCUCUGCUUCUUUCUCCCUCACGAGUCCACACAAAUUAACUAUAAGUCAUGUUUAAAGACUAUUUAAAAAAAAAAGAAAUGGCCUCUAUAUAUAAAUAUAUAUAUAAAUAUAUAUCUUUUUUAUGACAAUUUGUAACAGGACUAAGUCUGUAAAGAAUAAUCAACAUUUCCAAAUAAUAUUUCAUUGAUUUCUUUGGGUAAAACAGUAUUUUAGUUGUUGGGUUUACCCCCAUAUUCUCAUUUUAUUGUUGUUAAGCAAAAAGCAACACAGAUAGAAAAAAAAUGAACCAUUUAAAGCAAACCUGACAUAAAUAUGAAAGGGUAAUAUUUGGGGGAAAAAAAGUAAAAAAAAAAGUACUAAUUGAGAAACAUGUGCAAUGCAGCUGCGUGUCUCUGUGUGACUGAAUGUGUGUGUUUGUUGCAGGAAAGCGUCCAUUAUGUAUAAAAUAUAGAUAAUGCUAUAAGAGGAAUCCAGCCUAUGGUGGUUAUGAUGUAUUAUACAUAAAUGAGUGGCGUGAGCUUGUGGGUGCGUGCGUGAGAGGGUGAGACACACACGUGGAGAUGUAGUGCAAUACUGCCAUGAUGUUAUGCAAUGAAGAUGGUUUUAUGUGUAAGAUUAACAAGAGUAUCUAUGAAGUUUGCACUGAUGGCUACUAAACGUUGGACAUGUCAGCAGGACAGAAACAGCGACUGAAGGAGAAACGAAAAGAGACGGAGAGUUUUAAGAGCAUGUGUUUGUAUUAUAUGUUCUGAAUUAUAAGAGUGAAUAUGGAAGUAUUGAUGGAAAUAACCAUUCAUAUUUUUUUUGUUUUUGUUUACCUGCUUCUCUCAGCACAAAGUGGAUCUGCUUUUUAAUGAAUGGCAGUUUUUGGGGUUUUGGUUUACAGGUGCAUGUAAAUAAAUCUGGAAAAAACAAAAAGAUUAUAAUCAAAAGUCACUUUACUUCUGUAAUCAACAUGGAAAAUUCAUAUGUAGGUACGCUGCACACAGUGAUAUAUUUCAAAAUUUAUUUCUGUUAGUCUUAUGAUUAUGGCUUGCAAAAGAUUUGACUAUUACAAACCAAUUAAGUCAUUAAUAAAUGAAGAAGAAGAAGCUGCUUGUUCAAAGAGUACAGGCAAAAUAAUGGAAAGUUUGGUGGAAGAAACACAUGGUGACAGUUUUUACAGAGCCACCACACAGUGACCAGUCCAGGAGAAGAGCUGCAGAUGUUACAUUCCUUGUGCUAAGCCUGUCCUGCAAUGGAAGCAAUAUCAGUGUCUGAAUAUUUACUUUUGAUGGAGAUUUUAAUUUUUUUUUUACCCAGUCUCUUAAAAGUGCCAAUAUAAAAUAAAUCUGGUUUAUAAAUUCGAAUCCUGUAGACAAGCUACGAGCUUCCAUGCAGCAGCGUAUCGAUACGAUGCAGUUUUAUGCAAAAGAAGCCCAAAUCAAGUAUUCAGUGCAUGUACUAUACAAUAGGCCUGUCACGAUGACAAAUUUUGCUGGACAAUAAAUUGUUCCAGAAGUUAUUGCGAUAAAUGAUAAUACUGUUGUUUUGAGACCAUUUUUAAGUAAUAUAAUGUCAAACUUAUAAUGCAGGAGCACAUUCUCAAAGAUCAGUAAACUUUAAAUUCUACUGGACAUUUAACACUGGAACUGGAAGACAUGUUAAAUAUCCAAAAUAAGUAAGUAAAGCAACAAAUAAAAUGAGUUUUGAAGUCUUCGUAAACACAAUUGUCGUAGUUGAGACCAAAGCACCAAGCUGAAGACUUUUAUCAUCCAGUUUUUGGUAGAAAGAGAGAAAAAAAAAACAGAAAUAAACGAUAAAUAAUACCGAUGGAAAUUGUUGAAUUUACUUCGGUUUUUUUAUGUGAUUAAUUGAUUUAUUGAUUAUUGUGACAGGCCUGUCCAGUACAUGGAGUUACUUUUCAGUAUGUUAUCAUUCCUGGACGUAAAAUGUUCUUUCAUUAGUCUUAUGUAAUAGCUUAACUAUAACUCUGGGAAAUUGAAUUCUGCAUAUUUGUUAGCUGUAAGCCAUAGUCAUCAGAAUUAAUGGGGGGAAAAAAGAGAAAUAAAUCAAUGUGUUCAGUAGCCACCUAUUUCACUUUUUUAAAUUGAAUUUCUGAAAAGAAAAAAAAACAACUUUUCGAUGAUAUUCUGUUUUAAGAUGCAUCUGUUUUACUUAUUAAGAACUGUCACUAAAGCUCCAUAUCGAGUCGAGUCUGUAUAUUUUUGUAUUUUUCUUUCUUUCUUUUUUUUUUUUCGGCCUCCCCGCCCCACACUGAGAAAGCUCUUGGGUCUUGGAUGCAAAACGCUGUAAAUACAAAUAAUGUUUGGUUUUUUUGGCGUGGCUCUCGGCGAUCACUAUCCUGAACGAGACCAAGUACGAGGACCCUCCAUGGGAGCCACGGGCCCAGUUUAACUGCAUUUACACACUCUGGGUGGGAAAAAACACACAUAUUUAUACACACACACACGCGCGCGCAAUCUCAGCAUGUCUACACAUGCAUUUACAUUUACAACACUCACAGAAGUGACAACUCACACUCAUUGAUUGAAUAAUAUGUUUUCAGUUUAUUUCUUUGAGGGUUUCAAUGUAUUUCUUAAUAUCUCUCUCUCUCAGCCAUCCAUAUCAUAGUGUGAUAUUCCUUAUAAAGUAUAUGAAUUUUUACAGAAAAGACUGAUUACAAAGUUACAAACUGAUGCAGAAGAAUAUAUUCAAUAAUGACAUUAUGAAGCAAAAUAAAAUGUUCCAGUUCAGUGAAGCGCUUGUUGUAAAUUAGCUAUAAAAUAAUAAAAAUGGAUUUAAAAAUG
Messenger RNA from Gambusia affinis (western mosquitofish), 10245 nucleotides. RefSeq names its product disks large homolog 4 (gene dlg4a). Gene Ontology annotation, biological process: chemical synaptic transmission; postsynaptic neurotransmitter receptor diffusion trapping; AMPA glutamate receptor clustering. Gene Ontology annotation, cellular component: postsynaptic density membrane; neuromuscular junction; neuron projection. Bases 2632 to 5010 code for a protein of 792 amino acids. Gene Ontology annotation, molecular function: kinase binding. Lineage: Eukaryota; Metazoa; Chordata; Actinopteri; Cyprinodontiformes; Poeciliidae. The record is from RefSeq and is a predicted model, not a curated record. The transcript has 22 exons.